Aspergillus bombycis is the source of this 324-nucleotide messenger RNA. RefSeq lists its product as uncharacterized. NCBI's taxonomy places the organism in Eukaryota, Fungi, Ascomycota, Eurotiomycetes, Eurotiales, Aspergillaceae. The record is from RefSeq and is a predicted model, not a curated record. The transcript has a single exon. The coding region runs from base 1 to 324 and encodes 107 amino acids.
AUGGCUGGCAAAGAAUCAAACGAAGAGGUAUACUGGUAUGUUGAGGUCAGAGAUCCGGGUUUUGUUUGGGAUGAGACAUGUUUCGACUCGAGUGAUAUACAAAACACUCUUUUUCAGCGGACCCUGAGUCUAUGGAUGUCUGGAUUGAAAUAUGGAAGUCUGAGUGCGAGGUUCACGACCGGAAACAAUGACGGCCAGGAGGGUGUCAUCUCCACGUGCAUGGAUGAGAAGUAUUCCCCAGGCCAGGAGCCAGACGAGGAGGCGAGGAAGAAGGGAGAGGAGAAACUGGUGAACGAAAUGGAAAAAUUGUUUAAAGGAGUAUGA